GAGCGUGGGGCGGGCGCAGCGAGCCGGCGCAGCUGUCCGGAAUCAUGACUGAAGAUGACGGAUUCCGUGGUGGUGGAGGGUCACGUCAAGUUGAGGGACGGAAAAAAGUGGAAGAGCAGGUGGCUGGUGCUGCGCAAGCCCUCCCCGGUGGCAGACUGUUUGCUCAUGCUGGUGUACAAGGAUAAAUCUGAACGAGCAAAAGGGCACAAGGAGAGGAGCAGCAUGACCUUAGAAGACAUCUGUGGCUUGGAGCCUGGGCUCUCCUAUGAGGGCCUGAAUCACACACUCGCAAUCAUCUGUCUCUCUCAAGUUGUGAUGCUGGGAUUUGAGAACAAGGAAACAAUGUACGCAUGGGAUGUACGAAUACGCUACAGUUUGGGGGAAGUUCAUAGAUUUCAAGUCUUUGUAGCACCUGGCACCAAACUAGAGAGCGGGCCUGCUACCCUGCAUUUCUGCAAUGACAUUCUCGUCCUUGCAAAAGACCUCCCUCCCAGUGUCAUGGGGCAGUGGAAGCUCUCAGAUCUGCGCCGGUAUGGAGCUGUCCCAAACGGAUUCAUCUUUGAAGGGGGUACCAGGUGCGGCUUCUGGGCUGGUGUCUUUUUCCUCUCUUGCGCUGAAGGAGAGCAGAUCAGCUUUCUGUUCGACUGCAUCGUCCGUGGCAUCUCCCCGACGAAAGGCCCCUUUGGUUUGCGUCCAGUCCUACCAGCUUGAUAUACCUUUGGCCAUUGCAAGACAGCUCUGUGGCUGCCUUCUGCAGUAUCUGUACCAAGUGGAUCC
Lepidothrix coronata (blue-crowned manakin) is the source of this 777-nucleotide messenger RNA. RefSeq names its product docking protein 7 (gene DOK7). Lineage: Eukaryota; Metazoa; Chordata; Aves; Passeriformes; Pipridae. Gene Ontology annotation, molecular function: protein kinase binding. The record is from RefSeq and is a predicted model, not a curated record. Gene Ontology annotation, biological process: neuromuscular junction development; positive regulation of protein tyrosine kinase activity. The coding region runs from base 55 to 711 and encodes 218 amino acids. The transcript has 6 exons.